Messenger RNA from Homalodisca vitripennis (glassy-winged sharpshooter), 1137 nucleotides. Its product is annotated as putative inorganic phosphate cotransporter. Gene Ontology annotation, cellular component: plasma membrane. The coding region runs from base 1 to 1137 and encodes 378 amino acids. The transcript is spliced from 7 exons. Gene Ontology annotation, molecular function: transmembrane transporter activity. NCBI's taxonomy places the organism in Eukaryota, Metazoa, Arthropoda, Insecta, Hemiptera, Cicadellidae. The record is from RefSeq and is a predicted model, not a curated record. Gene Ontology annotation, biological process: transmembrane transport; monoatomic anion transport.
AUGACGGACAAGAAAUUUGCUGAUUCUGGUUUCAAGGUUCUGCCUUGGGAUAUUUCUCAGAAAGGGAUCAUCUUGAGCUCCAUGUUCUGGGGUUAUGUCAUCCCGCAGAUACCCGCGGGGCAUCUAUCCCGCAUCAUUGGGACCAAAUAUUUUUUGUUUUGGGCAAUGAUGCACUGCUCCAUCACAACCAUUCUCGGGCCUUACACAGCCGUCAACUUCAACUGGUUGGUAUUCUGCUUCUGCCGAUCCCUGCAAGGACUCGGUCAGGGAUUUUUCUAUCCCUGUGUCAACGCACAUAUUUCUAAAUGGGCUCCGCCAUCUGAGAGGAAUAGAAUGCUUGGAUGUGUUUACGGAGGGACGUAUUAUACAUAUAUAAAAGAACGAGGCCAGUUAGGGUCCACCCUGACCGUGUUCUUGGCCGGUUACCUCUCAGCAAGUCCCUGGGGAUGGCCUAGUAUCUUCUAUGUGACCGGGGCUUGCGGAGUCUUCUGGUCUCUGACAUGGCUGUACGUGGGCGCUGACUGUCCAAACUCUCACUCCACUAUCGGUGACAACGAGAGGGCCUACAUCAAGUCCACCAUCAAGAACUGCUCUGACCGCAGCAAGGAAAUGAGAACACCAUGGAGGCAGAUCAUUACGUCAUUACCGGUGCUGCCUCUACUCCUCUGUAACUUUGGUCAACUCUGGUGCUACUCUACCAUGGUGACAAUGCUGCCUCUGUACUACAGGCACGUUCUUCACUACGAUAUAGAGGAAAACGGCCUGAUAUCGUCUCUUCCAUUCCUGACAAAGACUCUUCUGGCAUUAGUGUUUUCCUGCGUUGCAGACUUUCUGAUUUCAAGAGGAUUUUUGUCCGUUGUAGCCUCUGAGAAAAUGUGGAAUACUAUAGCUUUUUGGGGAGCAGCUGCGGCUUUAACGUCGCUGUCCUUCGUCAGCAGUGCUGCCGGACCUGUGGUUCUGCUGACCUCCACCGUGGGCUUGAGUGCGGGAAUCAUACCAGGCUACAUCAGCAACCAUCUGGACCUCGCGCCCAACUUCACCGGUCUUCUCCUGGGCAUUACCAACGGUCUCGGCAGCAUAGGUUCCAUCCUGACCACUCUGUUCGCCGGAUUUAUCGUCACAGAUGAGGUCAAAUAA